Molecule: messenger RNA, 2132 nt
Organism: Gastrolobium bilobum
Lineage: Eukaryota; Viridiplantae; Streptophyta; Magnoliopsida; Fabales; Fabaceae
Product: probable polyamine transporter At1g31830
Exons: 1
Coding region: 470-1882 (470 amino acids)
Biological process (GO): transmembrane transport
Cellular component (GO): membrane
Molecular function (GO): transmembrane transporter activity
Source: RefSeq, a predicted model, not a curated record
GCCACCUUUCCCUCUUUGUUGAAUUCCACAAUGGAAUCGACUACUUCCUCAAAGGAUAUGGAUAUCUUUCGUGUUUUGUUCUUUCAUCAUCAUCUUGUGCCUCUUAUCCCUUUUUCUUCUCUUGCUCUCUCUCUCUGUGUGUGUGUUUUUGUGUGUGUGUGUUUUGGUUCUCUUUGAUCAAUUCAAUUGAUAUAUCUCAUCUCUGCUAAGGAUAGAAAAUGAUCAAUUUCUGUUAUUCAAGUCCCUUCAUUUUCAGAUAUUGAGAAUAAAUGGAUGAUAUUUUUCAAGUAAAUUUGUCAAAGCAUCUUUUCUGAGUUGUUAGUUGAUUGGCAUUAAAGUUUCUGAUACCUUGGGAUUGUGUUUGGAUUUGAUAUUUUGAUUUUAUAUAUCUGUAAUGAAGAAUCCCUUUUGCUGGGUUUCAGAAAUUGAGGGUUGCAGCUAAUAAUAAAUAAGUAAGGUUCUGAAAGCCAUGGGGGCGUUGAAUGGUGCUGAGUAUGUGACCAUUGAUGAGUUACCUAACCCAAGGGAUAACCAUAGGAUGAAAGUUUCUGUUCUUCCUCUGGUAUUUCUUAUCUUCUAUGAGGUUUCUGGGGGACCCUUUGGUGUUGAGGAUACUGUGAAAGCAGCACGUCCCCUAUUAACCCUUAUGGGGUUCCUGGUUUUUCCAUUCAUAUGGAGUGUUCCUGAGGCUUUGAUUACUGCAGAAAUGGGUACCAUGUUCCCUGAGAACAGUGGUUAUGUGGUUUGGGUUUCAUCUGCUUUGGGUCCUUAUUGGGGAUUUCAGCAAGGUUGGAUGAAAUGGCUAAGUGGGGUGAUUGAUAAUGCUUUGUACCCAGUUCUAUUUCUUGAUUAUCUGAAAUCAGGAAUCCCUGCAUUAGGUGGUGGAGUACCAAGAGUUGUUUCAACUUGGUGUUUAACUCUAGUUCUCACUUACUUGAACUAUAGGGGUUUAGCUAUUGUGGGAUGGGUUGCUGUUCUUUUAGGGGUUUUCUCACUCCUUCCUUUUGUGGUUAUGGGACUCUUGUCAAUUCCGGACUUGAAUGCAUCAAGAUGGUAUGUGACAAAUCUAGAUGAUGUUGAUUGGAAUUUGUAUUUAAAUACUCUAUUUUGGAAUCUUAAUUACUGGGACUCCAUAAGUACUCUUGCUGGAGAAGUGGAAAAUCCAAAGAAAACUCUUCCCAAGGCUCUCUUUUAUGCUUUAAUCCUAGUAGUUUUAGGAUACUUCUUCCCUCUGCUAAUUGGCACAGGUGUUGUUCCCCUCAAUAGGGAGUUAUGGACUGAUGGAUACUUCUCAGAUAUUGCUAAGAUUGUUGGAGGAGUGUGGUUGAGAUGGUGGCUUCAAGCUGCUGCAGCAAUGUCAAACAUGGGAAUGUUUGUUACUGAAAUGAGCAGUGACUCAUUUCAACUUCUAGGCAAGGCUGAGAGGGGAAUGUUACCUGAGUUCUUUGGCAAGAGGUCUUGCUAUGGAACACCUCUUAUAGGAAUACUCUUUUCAGCCUCUGGUGUGAUUUUACUGUCAUGGUUGAGCUUUCAAGAAAUAGUAGCUGCAGAGAAUUUCUUGUAUUGUUUUGGAAUGAUUUUGGAGUUUAUUGCAUUCAUAUUGUUGAGGAUCAAACAACCCACUGCAUCUAGGCCUUACAAGAUACCAGGGGGAACAGUUGGAGCAAUUCUUAUGUGCAUUCCUCCAACAAUAUUGAUUUGUGUUGUAUUGGCUUUCUCCUCCUUGAAAGUAAUGGUUAUAAGCCUCAUUGCUGUGGUGAUUGGCCUUGUAAUGCAACCUUGUCUUAAAUUUAUGGAGGAAAAGAGAUGGAUAAAGUUCUCAGUUAGUUCUGAGCUCCCAGAUCUUGACAAUGAGGAAAGUAUUCACACUUUGAUGGAUUAAAUUGAUCCUUUUUGAAGAGACUUGUUGAGAGAAAAUUACACACUCUAUGUACAUGGCUGCACCAACCGGGAUGAGAAGGGUCCUAAAGCAUUUUUUCUCAAGUUACAACGUCUCUGAACACUAAAACCAUUCGAGAUCAACUUUGUAUCCUAUCUGCAUUUCACAUUUUUGCCGUCUACAACAUAUAUAACAUAUUGUCAAAAUAAACUGUUCAUCAGUGUUUUUAGUUUUGUUUAUAGAUAGGAUAUUA